Teleopsis dalmanni is the source of this 868-nucleotide messenger RNA. RefSeq lists its product as uncharacterized. Bases 258 to 611 code for a protein of 117 amino acids. The transcript has 4 exons. The record is from RefSeq and is a predicted model, not a curated record. NCBI's taxonomy places the organism in Eukaryota, Metazoa, Arthropoda, Insecta, Diptera, Diopsidae.
GAGUUAACAUUUCAACUUCUUGUAGUUCACAACGGCUCAGAGCGCCAUCAAACAAUUUUAAGUGAAGCAUUAUAGGCGCAUUAACAUUUAUCGUUAAUACCAGAAGCGGCAGUUAAUUCAAAAAUCAAAUUUAUACUAACGCCUUAGUUCAGCAUUAAGUGCAUUUAUCUAAAGCCGUUUGUGGUUCCUGUACAUUUUGUUGCCGGCUUGACCGUCUUUAAUUAACUGUUCACAUUUCAAGACAAAACAAUAUCAGAAUGAUGAAAUUAUUGCAAAAUAUGUUGUGCUUGGCAAUUGCCUUCUCAAUUGUCUUUGCGAUUACGGAAGGGCGACCACAAAACUCUCUAGGAGAUAAUAACCAGGACUUAGAUAAUAUUGAAUCCGAUGUUGAUGACAUUCGUGGCGCUUAUUAUGACCUACCAGCUGAAUCGCUUUACUCCAACGUACCUAUGGAUCGCUUGCAAAUGCUCUUUGCUAAAUAUCGACCAAACGCCUACCUUCGUUCUCCCACCUGGAACAACAUGAAUGAACUUUUCCGUGUUCCAGAGUCAAAGCGGCAGGUGCGUUACAGGCAAUGCUACUUCAACCCAAUCUCAUGCUUUAAGAAGUAAAUUUCUUCUAAAACUAUGAAUUAUUUUACAAAAGAAAAAAACCUACAAAACUAUUGAAAUGAAAACCAAACUGAAGACAUAGCAAAGCAUAUUUUAAGGAAAAAUUAUAUUAUAAUUAUACAAAAAUAAAAAUAUAUUAUGGAAUAUAAAAACAAAAAAAAAAAAAAAAUACACAAAAAAAUUUCUAUGUAUGUAAAUGUAUUGUUUAAGUAACUGCAAAUUUAUUCAAUUAUUAAUUUUAAUUUAGGAAAUUGACA